Messenger RNA from Glycine soja, 2799 nucleotides. RefSeq lists its product as uncharacterized. The transcript is spliced from 6 exons. The record is from RefSeq and is a predicted model, not a curated record. Lineage: Eukaryota; Viridiplantae; Streptophyta; Magnoliopsida; Fabales; Fabaceae. Gene Ontology annotation, molecular function: DNA binding; DNA-binding transcription factor activity. Bases 1306 to 2511 code for a protein of 401 amino acids.
CGUACUCUUGUCAAAAAAAUAAGAAAAACUCUACCUAUUGCACAUCGCGAAUAGUCGAGUACUGUGAAGAAACAGAAUGCUUUCUAAUUCUACUUUAAAUGUGUUCAUUCUUUUAUUUUCUUUAUUGCUCAUUAUUUCUAGCAUGCUCCUUUUCUCUUUUUGUCUGUAACCAAUCUGAGAGUGAGAAAGAAAGUGAAGCCUGCCUCGUUCACCAAGAAAAUCUAGGAAAUGAUAAGAAAAUAAUUGUUAAUGUUGUGAUUCAAUAUUUUGAUGAAGAACUUAAAAACAAUGUUGUCUUUUAGGCUAUAAAAUUGAAAAAAAUUAAAAAAGGAGGUAAGAAACAGGUCUAAGUAAAAAUCAACGGCAAUACGGAAGUGAGACUGCAUAUGAAUGCAUUGAAUUUAUGUGUCCGAUAUUGUCCAUCUUUUUUUACCUUUAUGUAAUGGAGAGCCCAUUAGGUUACUGAAUUCUACUGGGAUUCUUGUAGUUAAAGUUCCAUUGUGCUUUUAUGAUGAAUAUAAAAAAUAGAUGCACUUUUCUGGUAAUUUCUGAUACCCACUUCGCAAUAUAUAUAUCAUCCCGCGUGUGGUUAAAGUUAUUUCAUCCGAAUCCAUGCAUGAUAAGAAUAAUAGCAGAUGUAUUAUAUGUGAAUUUAUGCCAGUAUCUUUAUCUAACAUUUAAUUAUUACACUACAGAUGCCCAUAAGGCCAUCUCAAUAUUCUCCAAUUUUAAGAUAAUCAAUUAGUAUUUAAUAGUAGUCUGGGACCGUUUUUUAUAACCUCUUAUGUGUGACACAUCUAGCUUUGUUGUUGAAGUUGUCCUCAAGCUAGGGGACUUCUUUUAACCUCUUAUUCGCGACCCAUCUAAGUUUGGUUGCUUAGUUUUCCUUUUCCUAUUGAUUCUUUUUGCAUUUGGUUUAAAUUCACGUGAAGACAACAUUUAAACAAAACUUUUUGUUUGUUUCCAUGUACUCUACUUCGUUAAUGUCAAUUCUUUAUUGUUCAUUCUUAUCCUUUUUUUUCUUCAAGAAUAAUUAAUAGCUAAUGACCUUGCACGGUAGCAUUUAGACAAUUAGAUUCAAAUCUUAUACCUCAAGACUUUUGGGAAUAUAAAAGAGAAUUUUAUGCCAUAGACUCGAAUUGGCAUUAGUAUUGUUACUUUUCCAAUCUUCUUCUCCCUUCCCCCUUCCAUUUGGUUGAGCUUUCAAAGAGUUAUUAUUAUGUAUGAUGCUACCUCACAAUUUGUAACGCAUAUCUAUUAGUCUACUUACCAUCUAACUUCAAAUUUUGUGUCAAUAUUGUGUCAAUGAACGAGAACAAAAUUGAUUGGGGAGGAUUGAUUCAACAAAGUCAUGGACUAAGUGGGGAUUUUAAUUCUGAGUUUGGCAAUCGUUACUGUCAAUAUUUUGAUAUCAGACAAGCUUGGAAUAUGGGACCACUUUCAAUGUUUGGAGGAGAAGCCACAGAUCAUGAGUUACCAAACAUUGGCCAUGUCAAAUCAUCUGGCACCAUUAUGAGCCGUUUUGAGUCACCAGCUUCUGCCUUUUAUGCUACAGAAAACUGCAUGGGAUUUGCAGAAUAUGAUUGCCAAGUUGGUGUUCACUCUUUGAGCUCUCAGUUAUGUAAGAUUAAUGAUUUGGAAUUCCCUUUGUAUCAAUCUUUUUCCAGGGAAAAUCUUUUCUUGGAUUCAGCAAACCAAUCUGAAACCAACUUUGAUUUAUCAAACACUUUGCAAUCCAUAGUUAAAUCUCAACUGAAUAGUGGCAAUCAAUGCCGUAGAUCCCCUGAAAAGUCUAAUCAAAUUUCAAGUGGGAAUUUUCCCAGUUCCAAGUUCCUUCCAAUAGAACAACAGAAGUUGUUCGUUGAUGGUCUUAUCAGGGGCUCAUCAUUUCUGAAAAAAGGAAAUCAAGACCAUAUGGUUGGUCAUGGAUCUUUCAAUUUAUCUGUUCCACAACUGAGAUUCUCUUCUCAGAUUGAGAAGUUGUAUCCAACACUUUCAGCAGGAAGUGUGUCUACUAUUGGAAACUCUGCUUCUAAUGGGGCAAUAGUGUCAAGUAAAACACGUAUAAGAUGGACUAAGGAUCUUCAUGAAAAGUUUGUCGAGUGUGUGAAUCGCCUUGGAGGCGCUGAGCAGGCAACACCAAAAGCUAUAUUAAAGAUGAUGAACACAGAUGGUUUGACUAUCUUCCAUGUCAAAAGUCAUUUGCAGAAAUAUAGAAUUGCGAAAUUCAUUCCAGAGCCCAGUCACGGGAAAUCUGACAAAAGAACCCACACAAAGGAUGUGCAUCAUCUUGAUGUCAAAACUGGCUUACAAAUUAGAGAGGCGCUUAAGCUGCAAUUAGAUGCUCAAAGGCGUCUUCAUGAACAAUUAGAGAUUCAGAGAAAAUUACAGUUGCGAAUUGAGGAACAAGGAAGGGAACUAAAAAAAAUGUUUGACCAGCAGCAAAAGACUAAUAAUAACCUCCCGAAUACUCAGAAUUCAGCCACUGAUGAGACAACAAUUAAUCAUUAAGAUAGUGAGGUUUCUGUUUCUGAAGGGGCUAACAAUUCCUUCUUCUCUUCCAAGACCUCUCCGAGCCAAUAAUUUGAUAGUUAUGUAUAAAGUUACAGUUUUCCAAAAUCUUACUCCUUGUAAGAAACAGAUAGAUCAUGUGAUUUUGUAAUGGGAAGAAUAAAAUUGUUCUUUAUCCUACAAACGCUAACUCUAUGAAUCAGUACAUAAUUUAGAGUGCUUACAUUAUAUAUCCUAUAGAAUCAGUACAUAAUUUAUCCUACAAAUGUUAUGUUAAUAUGCUGUAAA